Salvelinus sp. IW2-2015 is the source of this 2788-nucleotide messenger RNA. It is a transcript of the gene ldhbb, whose product is annotated as lactate dehydrogenase Bb. The record is from RefSeq and is a predicted model, not a curated record. NCBI's taxonomy places the organism in Eukaryota, Metazoa, Chordata, Actinopteri, Salmoniformes, Salmonidae. Gene Ontology annotation, molecular function: L-lactate dehydrogenase (NAD+) activity. Gene Ontology annotation, biological process: lactate metabolic process; pyruvate metabolic process. Gene Ontology annotation, cellular component: cytoplasm.
CGAUUAGCAGAGCCUUCACCAGGCCGUUGGAGCACAGGGAGGAGAGGAAGAGCCGCAGCAAACUACAGUAGAACUCUGUGCCGUCACUGUGGCGCUUUUUGUAGUGCACCCUCGUUUUGGGCCUGUGUCACAUGCACUGAUUGUAGUGCCGCAGCUCACCUAUCUGAUUCCUCCCACCUGCCCUGUCUGGAUUUGGAUACAGCCGUUGUGUGAGGUGUUGUGGAUGCAGGGGGAAGGCACCGUAGCUCUCGUCUAGUCUGACAUGUUGAUUACAUGGUGGUAUUUAUACCUCGCAGCUCGGAGCAUCGUCAAACAAACGUUGAACAUGGCCUCUAUCCUUCAGAAGCUCAUCACACCCCUGUUCAGUGGGACCCCUGAGCCCGCCAGGAACAAGGUGACCGUGGUGGGGGUCGGCCAGGUGGGCAUGGCCUGUGCUGUCAGUAUCCUGCUCAGGGAGCUGGCUGAUGAGCUGGCCUUGGUGGAUGUGAUGGAGGACAAGUUGAAGGGAGAGAUGAUGGAUCUGCAGCAYGGCAGCCUCUUCCUCAAAACGCCCAAGAUAGUCGCCAGCAAAGACUACUCUGUGACGGCGAACUCUCGUAUCGUCGUGGUAACAGCGGGCGUUCGUCAGCAGGAGGGAGAGAGCAGGUUGAACCUGGUUCAGAGGAACGUCAACAUCUUCAAACACAUCAUCCCUCAGAUCAUAAAACACUCCCCCAAGUGCAUCAUCAUCGUGGUCUCCAACCCAGUUGAUGUGCUGACCUACGUGACCUGGAAGUUGAGCGGCCUGCCCAAGCACCGUGUCAUCGGCAGCGGCACCAACCUGGACUCUGCCCGUUUCCGUUACCUGAUGGCCGACAAACUGGGCAUCCAUGCUACCAGCUUCAACGGAUGGAUCCUGGGAGAACACGGAGACACCAGUGUCCCUGUGUGGAGCGGCACUAACGUAGCAGGUGUUAACCUGCAGACACUGAACCCUGACAUCGGUACUGAUGCUGACCAGGAGAACUGGAAGGAGACUCACAAACAGGUGGUUGACAGUGCCUAUGAGGUGAUCAAGUUGAAGGGCUAUACUAACUGGGCCAUUGGCCUGAGUGUAGCUGACCUCACCGAGAGCCUCAUCAGGAACAUGAACAGGAUCCACCCUGUCUCCACCAUGGUGAAGGGCAUGUACGGGAUCGAUGACGAGGUGUACUUGAGCCUGCCGUGCGUGCUGAAUGCUGGGGGCGUGGCCAGCGUGAUCAACAUGACCCUGACGGAUGACGAGAUCGGCCAAAUUAAACAGAGCGCUGACACGCUGUGGGACAUCCAGAAGGACCUGACUGACGUGUAGCGACACUAACAGAACACCAAGGGGCGCCACAUUCCACUCAACCCCUAGGGUGUGUCCCAAUAAUAUCUCCUUUCUCCUCUAGUGUGCAUUCGUUCACUACUUCCCACAAAUCUAAAAUCAAGUGCACACUUUGGGAGAAAGGAGAGAUAAUUGGGACAUWGCCCCAACUCUCCUUAUCACCUAUUACUCAACAUAUGCCACUUAGCAGACGGACGCUUUUAUUUAAAGCGACUUACAGUACAGUGAUUGCAUAUAGUUCUAAUAUGUGUUUUUGAUCCGUGUGGGAAUUAAACCCACAGCUUUUGCAUUGCUAGCCUCGCUCUUAAAGAGCAACUGCCCCUAUAAAACAACUUCUCAUGUAUAAAACCGCCUAUGUGGCAAAUWUACAACAAAGUGUAAAUGGGAUAAUUUUUGGUCAUAAAGUCAGUCUCAUCCAAAAUGUUGUGAGACUUGUGGUCGUGACUGCAUCACAACGUAAAUGAAGGUUGGGUUUGUUUCGUUCCUGCCCACAGCUGGCAGCACUCAAUUAAUCAUCAAUUCGGGAGGUGAAGCUGCAAAUGAUCCAAUCUUAAUGCCUAUGGUAAAUUUGUGUUUACUUUGGAUAUCCAUAUUGGGCUAGUUAGGGACCAUCAGUAAAUUACACAAUGUACAUGGGCCAAUAUGUUAAUUCCAACAGCUAAAAAUGUCAAUGACUUAAAAACCUCAAACUAAUUAUAAUUUAAAUAAAUGUAUAUACAAAUAUUGAACGCAUUUGAUGAGAAAACUAAAAGGUGUUCAAUGUGAAAAUAUUGUCUUUUACAUUGUAAUUUGUUGACAGUCCAUAACUAGCCCCGGAGAUAGGCUAUCCAAAGAGAAACCAACUUUGCCAUAGUCGCACACCAGCUGGCUGAAKCUAAUUGGCUAAAUAAUUUGACYAACUCUUCCCACCUGCAAACACACACAAGACACCCACAUCAUACCAGACCCCGAAACCAACUCAAGUUUCAAUUCAGUCAUGGCUGCUAGCAUUUCUAAUGAACCAAAUCUAAAACGAGAGAUAAUCAGGAAGUGCAGUUGCCCUUUAACAACUGAGCCACACGGUUAAAUGACACGGUUCCAAAAAUACACUUUCACAGUGUCACUGCUGUUAUCUUUCACACUUGUAAUCUUCAUAGCUUUCCUGACAUCUGGGUGUUUGGUCUCAUUGUCAAGCGCGUUAGGUGUUAGGGUUACUUUGCACGUGGCUGCUUAACAGGAAAAGGUGCAGAUGGAAGCGUCUUUGUUUCCCUGAAAAAGCGCUAUAUAAAAACCAGGAAAAGUGCUAGGCUAUAUAAAAACYAUGUAUCAUUCAGAUGUCAGCAAAUGCUUCAGUCAUUUUUCCCUUUUUAAAGUGAAGGGUUAUUAAUCAUGUUGGAUGUGUAAAAUAAAAGUGUUUAUUGGUGUUGGAAUGAAUAAAGUCCUCAAUCUUUGUUUUCAGAA